CCUUUGCCUAAACCCUCAUAAAGUUUCCACAGCAGUAGUGAAAGCUGAGCUGUUGAGCUCCGGGCUCUGAACAGGCACAAAGGAUCUCUCCUAGGCUAUCAUCAGCAGAAGGAACUGCCUUCAGAUCUGUGCAGCACUUGGCACAGUCGGACAUCCACCAAACACGACAGCUAGUCCUGCGGCUGUCCACAUAGUGUGGCUGAUAUGCAACUUUUUAGGUGACCAGGCACGGCUGUUUUCCACUGCCUAAGUGUUAUAAAAGUUGAUUCCAAUGAAGUAAGGUCUACAACAGAAGAUUCAAGCAGGAGGGAAAAAGGAAUACCAAGAAAUUGUGGUAGGCAGCCAGUGCAUCACAGCAGACGUACCCUGCUACUCAGCUGCACCUGCCAGCAGCAGCACUGUUUGGCUGGUGUCAGAAGAACGAAAUGAUACGAUACGAUACGAUACGGUACGAUACUGGGUACAAUACAAGAACAAGCAGGCGCUUGUGCAGCCUCAGCUGGGGACUGUCUGAGCAACAGAAAUAUGAAAAGAGACUCUGGAUGUUACACCAUGGCCGAGCAGCAGAAGCAGGAAGAGAAGCUCUGGGAUGCCAUGAAGAUCACGGCCUAUGUCCUUGGUACAGGCCUGCUCAUAUUCACUGCCUUAGUGAACUCUCUUUCUUGGUAUGUGCAGAACGUCUGGGACACUUCAGGCCAUUUCUGGCAAACAACAUGGUUAAAGUUCUACUACCUGUGUGAGGGAAAGGAGUGGACCAUCUUCCUCCUUGGGGCUGCAUUGGUUCCUAGCCUUGCUUUCUGGUGCUUCAAUGGAAUCCUUAUGGUGGCUGAUGUAACAGGAAAGCCAACUUUCAUUACUCGCUAUCGCAUUCAGCUGGGCAAGAAUGAUCCUGUGGACACAAAGAAAUUGCGCCAAGCCAUCUACACAGUGCUGUGUAAUCAGUUCUUUAUCUCCUUACCCAUGCUUGUGCCCAUGUUCUACAUCAUGAAAUGGUGGGGCAACACCUUCAGCAAGGAAUUACCCACCUUUCAGUGGUUUCUCGUGGAGCUAAGCGUCUUCACCUUAAUAGAGGAAAUUCUCUUUUAUUAUACACACAGGCUUGUUCACCUCCCACUCCUGUAUAAGCACAUUCACAAGAAGCACCACGAAUGGACAGCCCCCAUUGGCGUGGUCUCCAUUUAUGCUCACCCGGUAGAACAUAUGCUCUCCAACACGCUGCCUGUCAUGACUGGCCCGAUGGUCAUGGGGUCUCACAUUGUUUCAAUCUCAGCAUGGUUCUCCCUUGCUCUCCUGACAACAAGCAUUUCGCACUGCGGUUACCACCUGCCCUUCCUACCGUCGCCAGAGUUCCAUGACUUCCACCACCUCAAGUUCAACCAGUGCUAUGGAGUCCUGGGAGUGCUGGAUUAUCUGCAUGGAACCGAUAGAGUGUUCAGACAAACCAAAGCCUACAAGAGACACAGGGUCCUCCUCAGCCUCACACCGCUUUCAGAAAGCAUCCCCGAGGCACCCAGGAGGGCAGAGUGAAGGCAGCAGCCUGUGCUUCUUGCAGAUCCAGUGACUGGAAGGGCGAGAGACAAUGAUUUAUGCCAAAUAGUAUUUUAAUUGGGAAACAAGCUAUUGUUCACACGUAAUGAAACCCACAGCUGAACUUAAACAUGCUACUUGAGAUGACUGUACUUUUGCUGCCUGUUAUUUUCUACGAAAGGCACAAAAAAUGCUCUAGAAAGCUAUUUUUAAACGAAGUUUAGAGGGUUUUUUUCCUUAAUUACUUACGCUGCUCCUUGGUUCUAGCUGCCUGCGCGUAAUCCAGAUGUGCUCUGGGCCACAUGGCUUUGGGGAGUUCCCAGGGAGUUCUCAUUAUUAAAGUUUUAAUGCUUCAGUGUUCACAGGCCAUGCUUUGGCCUCUUUCAGCAGCAUUCUGUAGAAAUACCAGUAAGAUCACUGUAACUAUGUAUGAUAGGAAUUAAAACCACUAUUUUUCUGAGACUGAGAACACCUGGGAUACAGGAUGCAACCCCAUGGAAAGUCAGCGGGAUCAUAACUUUAGAAACACUCUCCCCUGCACACGCAACAGAGGCCUGACUUCCCCAAGCAGUUUUUCUUCACACGAGAUGUCAGUACAGGUAUGAGCUAGGGGCUGUCACAUCCUCAUCUCUGCUCCACAAACUAAUGAUGCAAACAUGAAGCGAGUUUCCCCCUCACUGGACAGGGAAGCAGAGCGGGAAGCUGAUGUGCUACAUGGCAGAAGCCCUGGUACAUCACCUGCUCCUGCUGAGCCUCAUCUCGCUCCCCACGCGCCAAAAGGAGGCACAAACCAAAACAAGCAGCUCUGUAAAUGAUAAAAUAUGGAAAGAGCCUUUCCAGGGAAAGAAGAGGCUGCUGUCCUGAGCUGUGUGGAGAUCAGCAAAGCCCUGUAAGAAAGGACCGAACAAAAAGCACCCAUAAAUUUAUGCACAUCAUAAUCACAGAAUCAUUAAGGUUGGAAAAGAUGUCUAGGAUCAAGUCUAGCCACCAACCCAACACCACGUCUCCUAAACCAUGCCCUGACAUGCCACAUCUACACGGUCUUUGAACACCCCCAGGGAUGGCGACUCCACCACCUCUCUGGGCAGCCUGUGCCAGUGCCUGACCACUUUCAGUGAAGAAAUGUUUCCUAAUACCCAGUCUAAACCUCCCCUGACACAACUUGAGGCCAUUCCCUCUCAUCCUAUCACUAGUGAGUUGGGAGAAGAGACCAACACCCACCUCACUACAACCUCCUUUCAGGUAAUUGCAGAGAGCGAUAAGGUCUCCCCUCAGCCUCCUCUUCUCCAGGCUAAACACCCCCAGCUCCCUCAGCUGCUCCUCAUAAGACCUGCUCUUCAGACCCUUCACCAGCUUCAUUGCCCUUCUCUGGACACGCUCCAGCACCUCAAUGUCCUCGUCCUGAGGGGCCCAAAACUGAACGCAGGAUUUGAGGUACCUACCCAACCGAUCUCGAGACAUGCUGCGAAUUUUCUCCAGGAUCUUUUUCAGUCUCAAUCCUGUCUGGGGGCCUGGGACAAAAAUGACCCCUGCCUCUCACCAUGGCUAGACCCACGUCCUAAGCAAGCCCACCAAGGACAGGAGAUGCAGGGCUGACGGGUGCUGCGCUCACCCGCUGUCAGCCCAGCUCCACCCGUGGAAGCCAACUCUCCUCCCCCACCCUCCUCCAGUCCCCACCACCAGACAGAACAGAACCCAGCCUGUUCAGCCACCCACAGCCCCCCAGGGAGGGGAAUCCAGCAGAACAGAAAACCCAGGCUGCAUUGUCUUUUGAAGUUUUUAUUUUUAUACAUUUUUUUUGUAUUAAAAAGGAAAAAGCAUAAUUACCACAAAUUACAAAGGACUAAAGCAUUACUAGAAUAAUGAAUCACAUCAGCCUAGAAAGCAGAUACUCUGAAUAAUAUUAAUGUUAUAAUACAAGCUCUCAUUCAAGUAUUUUACAUUUUUCUCUUUUUCCUUUUAUAUGUGAUGAUGAUCCUAGCACAUGGGUCAAAGAUUAUGUACUAUCGACAGAAGAUGGAUCAUGUACAGCGGGCCGUAUUAACAAGAUUUUCCUCCCAAGUGAUACAUGGUCUGUGAUGAGUCAUUUUAAGUUUGUCUCUACGAUAAAUGCAGCUGAAGAAGGUUGCACACACGUUCUAGUUUUGGGAAACAGAAGGCUGAGGUUGGGACACACAGGGUUUGAGAAGGGCCAGCACAUCGAACCAGCACCCCUUUUUGUUCCAGGAGAGCAGAGGGCCACCCUUGCUGGGGUGCAGCUCAGCGGAGGUUUCUGAGCCACAGAUCCGAAGGUUUCCAACCCCAGUGGGACCGGGACAGGCUGGGAGAGGAGGAGGGGGAGCGGGGCUGCACCAGGGAGGCUCGAGGGACCAAGAGGCACCAAGCACCCCCUGCCCCAAGAGACACCAUGGCAGGCGCCAGCCCCUGCGCGGGGCUGACACCAGGAGAGCCAGCACAGGGGACAGCGCGGGGACCUGGGGGGUGACCCCAGCACGCUCCCGCACGCCGCGGCGGGGUGGCUGGCACCCAGGGCGCUCCCCGCUCCUCUGGAGCUUCCCACCAAAGGGAUGUGCUUGUCACAGAUACAUCGGUCCUAUGUUCAAGUGUCUGCAGAAAGUGAAACUGUAAACUACUCAUUGAAACGCUGCCCUCCAGCCACCCGCUCCACGCCACCGAGAUGAAUGUUUUCUUCAAAGAGAAAUAAAAAAAAAAAGGUAAUUCCUCUAUUACCUGUAUUGGAAACCUUUAAAAAAAAAACAAACCAAAACAAAAAGUCAGUGAGGCAUUUAACACCAAGUGUAGCAACCCUCUCAAAAAGAGCCUAACAUCCAUUUUGAAACAGUGACAAAGUGACAUAACCAGCCUCAGAGGAGACAGGGAAAAAAAAUAAGCUUUGCAAACACAGCUUGCUACAUUUACAGUUUUCCUUUUUUUUUUUUUUUUUUUUUUUUUGCCGUUUCAUAAAAUAACUGGAAAGGCAUUAUCAGCUAGAAGGCCCCCUCUGCACUGCCAUGCUAAACGUGUACAGACAUGUGGCAGGAUACUGAGGUUAACGCAUCGUUUUGUUACAGUACAGUCAACCAGUCCCAAGCAAGAUGAGCAGGUGCCAAAACCCACGGGACCCCAAGAGCUACAGUGACAAGCCACCAUCAGGGGUGCGAGGGGGGCAGCAGGAAGAGGGACAGACAGGCCAAAAGAACAGCAGGUUUAUUACUUUUUUUAAAAAUUCCCCCCCCCCCCCAAAUGCCCAUGGCAAAGCAACAGAGCCUCCUAUGAAACGCACCUUCCGCCUCCACCCCUGAUCCCGUGCCAGAGCUCUGUACCUGUUGUAACCGCCUGCAUCCUAAAGAUGGGCUGACACGCAGCACCUGGGCAAGGAGCUCCAGCUGUAGCAGCCUGGGACCUCCCGAGAAGAGGGGUGAGAUGGGGGUGCUCCCCCUGCCCUGCCCGCCGGCCUCCACUAGCCCUCCCAAGAGCAGCCAGGGCUCCCUCCAGCCACGCUGGGCGCCAGCACCGCGCAGCCCUCGCGAGCUACGGGACGGACCAACGGACCAAUGCUCACAGGAGUAUGCAUGCCCCAUCGCUCAGACCACUAGAGGGG
Phalacrocorax carbo (great cormorant) is the source of this 5128-nucleotide messenger RNA. NCBI's taxonomy places the organism in Eukaryota, Metazoa, Chordata, Aves, Suliformes, Phalacrocoracidae. The record is from RefSeq and is a predicted model, not a curated record.